AUGACAUCACACGCCAAUGAAAGCUCAGAAGUGCGAAAAAUUAGCGAUACUGAUUAUAGUGACCCUGCUGUAUUGUCCCUACAUAGGCCCUUUCAACAUAGAAGAACCACCAUAAUCGUUACAUUCGCGAAUCCCACUGUAACAUUAGUAGAUAUCCACACCAUAAUGGAAACAGGCAUGAAUGUUGCUCGUUUUUUACCUGCUAAGAGUACUAGUCACGAUAAAAAAGAACUAAUAACCAAAGUUUUCAAAGCUGCGAAAUAUUUGGCCAAGAAACAUGGUAUGAUCGAGUGGCCAUACGCUACGUGUAUAGAAUUGAAAACUUGUGUUGUAAAGACUGGAAUACUUGAACAGGGUUCUCAUCUUUUCAUACCUGCAGAUUCUGAAGUUACUUUAACAAAUGACCUAGAACAAUAUGACAAGUGUAAUGUAAAUAAAAUAUUUGUCGAUAAUCCUUACUUAACCUCAGAAACGAAAGAGGGAAUGGAAGUAUCUAUAAGACAGGAAGCCAUUAUAAUGAUAGUUAAAAAAAUAUUAACGGAUCGUGUUAUAUGUACUGUGAUCAAGGCUGGAUAUCUGAAGAACUUGGAUUCCGUGUGCAUGAGAGGAGCUAAACGUACUCGUUCCUACUUAUCCAUGAAGGACUUGGAAUUAGCGAAACUGGCCAUGGAUAACGAGGUAGACAUGAUCAUUAUACAAUAUGCUCGUCAUCCGGACACUGUCAAAAGGCUUAAGAAAUUCCUGGGAGCUGCAUUAAAGAGGACCUGCUUGGUUUGUGGAAUAUGCACCAACGAAGGACUUCGCAACGUAGAUGAUAUUAUAAAGGAGGCCGACGGGAUCAUAGUCUCUAGAGAGUAUCUUCCUUAUGAGUUGGAGAGAAAAAUGAUGAGCAGCAUGGACCGUAUACAAAAAUAUAUAGUUGGAAAAUGUCGCCGGGCCGGAAAACCAGCCUAUGUUUCUGGUCAAAUUUUCAAAAGUGUAUUUAAGACAGGUAAACUAAACGAGCAGGAUGCAACUGAUGUUACACAUUGCUUACUGCAAGGAGUAUCGGGUUUUUUAUUGAAACCGUGCGAUAACUCUCAAUCAACAAGAAACGUCAUAAAGGAAUUGACCAGUCUGUGCACUGAAAUAGAACCGUACACUAAUGAAAAGAUUGAUUAUCGAAGAAUUAUUGAAGAGGAUCCCGUACCCUUAAACGCAGCAAUGGCUGCAGUAACGUCAUGUGUAAUGUUGGUAAAUGAAACCCAAGCUCAGAUGAUCAUAAUCCCAACCGUCUCUGGCCGUACCGUAUACCACUUGAACUCACUUAGAAUUGGUUGCCUUGUCCUCGCAGUGACUACAAACAUCAGGAGCUUCAGAUUGAUGCAAAUCAAAAGAGCAGUUAUUCCGCUUUUAUAUAAUGGUUCAUCUCACGGAACUUGGGAGAAAAAAGUAGGAGAUCGCAUAAAUUUUGCUGUUGAAUAUGCUUUAAAUAAAAAUUGGCUUUCAUACUCAAAUUAUUACAUCGCACUUCAAAAAGGCACUGAACUGAGCGCUUAUUGUGAUACAGUACGCAUUUUGGAGGUCACAACGAAGAAGAAGGAAUUGAUUUCGUGUGGAGAUGACGAUCAAGAUUCUUCUUAG
Molecule: messenger RNA, 1623 nt
Organism: Arctia plantaginis
Lineage: Eukaryota; Metazoa; Arthropoda; Insecta; Lepidoptera; Erebidae
Source: the annotation of a GenBank genome assembly